AAUCCACGUCACCAGUUGAGCAUAUCUCGUAACCUAAAUCCAUGUCACCAGUUGAGCAUAUCUUGUACCUGAAGCCAACUACUAAUUUAGAUGAGAUUCCUGAAAAAACUUAAUUUAGAUGCCCUUAUUGAGCUCAAGUCACGCUCAUCACUACUCUUUCAGUGAGCAGGAAUAUGAUUCUUCAGGUUGGUUAACGAUAGUUAAUUGGUCGCAUUGCAUUGCUUCGAUCGUUUUCUUUUUGUCGCAGGCUGAGAACAAAAGGGGGAAAUGUUCAGAGUUGAUGCAUGUGCAGCAUGCAACGAGCGGCACUCGGCACUCGGCAGAGUGUGGCGGUGGGGCACGGUCUAUCGAGAAGUUCUUGUGUACCGACGUGAAUGUGAUGAUUACCCAAAAAUAAUUUUACAUAAAAUAGUUCAGCUGAUUGGAUCUUCGAUUUCUCUGAUUGAACCAAAAGUCCAAAAGCAUGGACAGGUCCAACGAAGCCCAGCUAUUAAAGGCAAAGCUGCGCGAUCAAACUGGCCGGAUCCAGCCUACAAAUUCGCUUCCAGCAAUGCAGCUAGCGCCUGAACACAAGAGAAAUCUAGCAUUUCAGACAUAUUUUUAUUCAGGAGCAAGCGUUCAGGCAGGGAUUAGCUAGUUUGUUUGGCGAUGGCUGCUGCGUACAGCAGCCACCGCUCUGUUCACUCCGUGCUCUCACUGUUCCUGGCACUGGCCGCGCUAGUGGCCUUCGCUCGGGCUCAGCUGUCGCCGACGUUCUACGCCUCGUCGUGCCCGGCUGCGGUUCUCACCAUCAGGACCGCCGUGAGGGCGGCCGUGGCGCUGGACGCGCGCUCGGGCGGCUCCUUGCUCCGGCUCCACUUCCACGACUGCUUCGUGCAAGGUUGCGACGCGUCUGUUCUGCUCGACGACACGGCCAACUUCACCGGGGAGAAGGGCGCGGGCCCGAACGCGGGGUCGCUGAGGGGGUUCGGCGUGAUCGACGCCAUCAAGGUUCUGCUGGAGGUGCUGUGCCCGCGGACCGUGUCGUGCGCCGACAUCCUCGCCGUCGCCGCCCGUGAAUCUGUCGUCGCGCUCGGAGGACCAUCGUGGAAGGUGCAGCUCGGCAGGAGGGACUCCACCACGGCGAGCCUCUCCACCGCAAACACUGACCUCCCCUCGCCGGCGUCCAGCCUGAGCACCCUGCUCGCCGCCUUCGCCAGGAAAGGCCUGAGCAGCACCGACAUGGUUGCUCUGUCAGGAGCCCACACGGUGGGACAGACGCAAUGCCAGAACUUCCGGGCCAAGAUCUACAACGAGACCAACAUCGACGGGCCCUUCGCGGCGUCGCGGAGGGCCAGCUGCCCGGCGACUGGAGGCGGGGGAGCGCUCGCGCCGCUGGACGCGUCCACGCCGAACGCGUUCGACAAUGCGUACUACGGAGACCUGAUCGCGCAGCGGGGGCUGCUGCACUCCGACCAGCAGCUGUUCAGCGGCAGCUCGACGGACGGCCUGGUCAGGAGCUACGCGGCCAGCCCGGCGCAGUUCAGGAGCGACUUCGCUGCAGCCAUGGUGAGGAUGGGCGACAUUGGUGUCCUGACGGGGAGCAGCGGGCAGGUCCGGCGCAACUGCCGGAGGGUGAACUAGCCAGCAGAAAACGUUUGCAUGAUACUGCAUGCAUGCAUGCUAGUAUCAUGUCUUCGACUGCAGGAUUUGAGCCAACAUGUUGAUGGGCGCCAUGUU
Messenger RNA from Phragmites australis (common reed), 1719 nucleotides. RefSeq names its product peroxidase 70-like. Bases 649 to 1623 code for a protein of 324 amino acids. Gene Ontology annotation, biological process: hydrogen peroxide catabolic process; response to oxidative stress. Gene Ontology annotation, molecular function: peroxidase activity; heme binding. Lineage: Eukaryota; Viridiplantae; Streptophyta; Magnoliopsida; Poales; Poaceae. The transcript has 4 exons. The record is from RefSeq and is a predicted model, not a curated record.